This is a messenger RNA of Xiphophorus maculatus (southern platyfish), 3064 nucleotides long. RefSeq names its product cell division cycle associated 4 (gene cdca4). Lineage: Eukaryota; Metazoa; Chordata; Actinopteri; Cyprinodontiformes; Poeciliidae. Gene Ontology annotation, molecular function: transcription regulator activity. Gene Ontology annotation, cellular component: nucleus. The transcript has 3 exons. Bases 322 to 1275 code for a protein of 317 amino acids. The record is from RefSeq and is a predicted model, not a curated record.
CUCCCCUCCUGCCGUCCGCUCCGCAGCAGCAGCAGCAGCAGCAGCAGCAGCAGGACGGAGGUACUUCAGUUUUUGAAGCCGUGGCAUGAAUGAUCUCAUCUGAACCUGAUCUCCGCUUUCUCUGCCGUCGAUCCUAUGACCGAGACGGGAAUAAAAUAACACAAACACGAGGAGUCUUGCUUCAGACUGGCCUAAAAUGGGCAGAAAUGGUGCUGAACAAAAGCUGCUUGUCGCGCGUACAAAAGUACUUGAAGCGCUGCAGCCGGGACCGAGCUGCAUUGCUAUUGCCUGUGCCUCUCAACAGGAAAGCAGAGAGACAUCAUGUUCCCGAAGGGCACCAAGCGCAAGUUCUCCGACUCCGGAGAGGAGGCGGCGUGUGGCGGCGGUGAUCAGGGCCCCUCGGCCGCACCGGCCCCAUUCGCCGCCGCGGCGCGGACACUGUCGUCGUCCUACAGCCUGCAGCGGCAGUCGCUGCUCGACAUGUCGCUGAUCAAGCUGCAGCUCUGCCACAUGCUGGUGGAGCCCAACCUGUGCCGCUCGGUGCUCAUCGCCAACACGGUGCGGCAGAUCCAGGAGGAGAUGACGCAGGACGGCACCUGGCAGAUCAUGACCCAGGCCCUGGCGGCCGCCCAGUGCCCCGCCGACCGCCUGGUGGCCACCGAGGUGCUGUGCAGACAGACUGAGGCGGCGGCGGCGGCGGCGGCGGCGGUGCAGGCCGGCCAGAGCCCCAAACCCUUCUCCGUGUCCGGGCUGGAGGAGGGCUACCACUCGGAGGAGGUGGUGAUUGACGGGGACGCGGAGGCGGAGGUCGCCAUGUCGUCUCUGUCGCCCGUCUCACCUCAGCUGUCCUCGGCGUCCUACCUGGCGGGGCCGUUCGGGAUGGGGCCCUGUUGGGAGGACGACGAGGAGGACGCCGACUGCGACGAGGAUGAGGAGGAGGACAGCGAGGAGUGCGCGUCGGAAGGCGAGGACGGCGAGCGGCACCACCUGAGAGCGGACUCCAGGACAGGGGAGCAGGUCUUCGGGACUUUUGAGAUCAAGCACCCGGCGCCGCCGCCCGACCCGGCGCUGGAGGAGCUGUUCUCUGACGUGGACCCGUCCUACUACGACCUGGACACGGUGCUGACGGGCAUGCAGAGCACCCCCAAAAUGGGGCCUUACGACCUGCUGGAGAGCCUGUCCUCUCACGGGCCGACGGCGCUGAGCUCCAGCGCCACCUGCAGGUCCGACCUCAACGAACUGGACCACAUCAUGGAGAUCAUCGUGGGCUCCUGAAAGCGAUCCCAGACUAUGCACAGCACAACGUGCAUGUUGGUGGUGAUGUUACAGAUCCUUCCAGGUUUUGGGAACAAGGUGGAGAGCAAGGAGGAUGGGAGGGGGCUCACGGAGAAGAUCCGCUUUCAGACUGUAGAGGAGUGAAUGACUUUUGGGUUUUUAUUAACCCACAUGACCAGGGAGCAAAGUUAGUGUCCCGCUUUGUCAAACCCUCCUGCGGUCUUAGGAGACGGGUUCAUUUGGAUGCCACAAGCUUUUUGUACCUUGUGCGCGGUCACACUGACCCCGUGUGCGCUUUUGAGGUUUUUUUUUUCUUUCUUUCUUUCCCCUUUCCUUCCCCUCUCUCCAACCGCCAACAUCCUCUUGUGCGUCGUGCUAAGACCGCGGGAGGGUUCAUAAAAGUCCAAAACCUGCGACUGUCUGUGAGAAGGCAAAGAUAAUUACCUACACCGCGAUGCAUUCUGACUUCCUGUCGUUUCCGUCUCGUUCUAGCUCCUUCUGGUCCGACUCUUGCCUUUUUCUUUUUUUUUUUACGUCCAGCUCUAUUUAUUGUUACAUGGACCAAGGAACAACUCGCCACACUACAUGCACCGAAACAGAACAAAUUGUAAAUCCAAAUCUAUGAAUCAAUGCAUAUUUUCCUAGAGAUUUGAGCAGUUAUGAAUGGAUUAUAUGUAAAUGUACGUAUGUGUAUAUAGAAAUAUAUUUUUUUGCAUUAUACGGCUUGCUGGGGGAGGGGUCACGGGGUGGAGGAGGGAAUUUUGCGAGCAUCACUUGAUAUCCUUAUUUUCUGUCCCAAGCGGUUUUUAAAGGUUUUAAUGUAGCCGGACUGGAGACGGCGUCUUCCCGUGGACUGUCGACGCGCCGCUUUUCAUUGCUGCCGAAGCUUCACCGCAGAGCAGGAACUCACUUCCAGCCACCGAACCAGACGUGGCUCAGGAGCUUUUUUGUUUGUGUUUUUUUUCCCCUUUACUUUUUUUCAGUUUACAGUAUCCAGAAGUGACAAAUGAAGUAGUUUGGCUGCUGCGCUUUUAAUACAGACCCAAUAAUGGUAAGAAGCAGCUUUUCUCUCUCUGUCUCUUUUUCCUAAAGCAUCUGGGGGGAGAACUGCAUCGAGAAGCCAUAUUUCUUUUUUUUUUUAAUUUCUUUUUAUUUCUCAUUUGUUACUACAAAUGACGAAUCCUCUGUGUUAACCCAUCUAAUUUAUUGUUUAUUUAUUGUAUUUAUUUUAUCUAGGUACAGACAUGGCAUAUUGACGUAUCAAUUCAACCACCAGGCCCGGUGAAAUUGUAUUUAUCGGGCAAAAAACCCCCAUCUUUUCCCGGUUUUAAAUGCAGUACCUAUUUAUUCCUAAAAGCAAAACAAUAAUAACCGGGUUAAUAAUAAAGUUACUAUGCAGCUCUGUCAUGUGUUUCAUAAUGACCGUAUAACUACUCAAAUGUCCUUAAAUUCCAUUAUGCAAACAGUUCUUUCUCCAAAUCUGUAGAAAAACAAAAACCGUUUCUUUCUUCUUUUUUUCUUUUUUUCUUUUUUUUUUUUCCCCAAAUUGCUUCUUAUGGUGAAUAAAACAUGAACUCAGGCAAAUGAAAUGUAUUGAUUGAAAUACAGUAUUACAACACGCUGAAUACCUUACCACAACACUCCUGAAGGAUGUCACUCUAGUCUGAAUAGGAGCUAGAACUUCAAAGACGUAACUAUCUUUGUAAAAUGUAUGCAUUUUUAUAUCGGAAAAAAAAACAUUGUAGCAUCUUUGUACAUAUUUUUUAUAAUAAAAGGUGCAACUAUUGAA